AUGGCUACUUCGAAGUUGCCAGCGGUGCCCGGGGAGGAGGAGAACACCAUCCUCAUGGCCAAGGAAGAGCUGGAGGCCCUGCGCACCGCUUUUGAGUGGGGUGACAUCCCCCAGGCCGCCUCCUGCCUCCGGGAGUUGCUGGCGUCUUCCGAGAGCACUCGGCUGGAGGUGGGGUCCCUCAUUAACGCCCUCCGCGGCCUGGGCGCCGAGGAUCCCGGCGCGGCCCUCACUGGCGUCAUAGAGACCACGAUGCAGCCCUCGCCCUACCCGCACCCGCGGUUUCCAGACGUGACCCUGUGGGACCUGCCCGGGGCCAGCUCUCCGGGCUGCCCGGCCGACAAGUACCUGAAGCAGGUGGACUUCGGCCGCUAUGAUUUCUUCCUGCUGGUCUCCCCCCGCCGCUGCGGCGCCGUGGAGACCCGCCUGGCCUCCGAGAUCCUGCGCCAGGGCAAACAGUUCUACUUCGUGCGCACCAAGGUAGGCGAGGACCUGGCGGCGCCGCGCGCCCAGCCACCCUCGGGCUAGCCGGCCGGCCUGCAGGAGAUCCGCGAGCACUGCGCCGAGCGCCUGCGCGGGGCCGGCGUGAACGACCCGCGCGUCUUCCUCGGGUCCAGCCUCUCUCGCGAGCGCUACGACUUCCCGCUGCUCGUGUCCACCUGGGAGCACGGUCUGCCCGCGCCCCGUCGCCACGCCGGCCUGCUGUCGCUGCCCGACAUCUCGCUGGAGGCCCUGCGGAAGAAGAAGGACAUGCUCCAGGAGCAGGUGCUCAAGACGGCCCCGGUGUUGGGUGUCAUCCAGGCUCUGUCCGGGCCCCGGCCGGCGGCCGCCUACGACAAUGCGCUGCUCAUCCGCUCGCUGCGUGGGUACCACCGCAGCUUCGGCCUGGACGACGACUCGCUAGCCAAGCUGGCCGAGCAGGUGGGCAGACAGGCAGGCGACCUGCGCUCGGUCGUCCUCUCCCCGCUGGCCGACGAGGUCUCGCCCGAGACUGUCCUGCGGCUCUACUCCCAGUCGUCCGACGGUGCCGUGCGGGUGGCCCGGGCCUUUGAGAAGGGCAUCCCCUGAUUGGAACGCUGGUGGCGGAGGGGGCGGGGGGGCACCAGCUUUGGCACCGUCUACGCCAUGCUCCGGGGCUGCCUCAACGAGAUGGCCGAGGAUGCCCAGCAGGUCCGCGUCAAGGCCUUGGAGGAGGAGGGGUCCCAGCCUGAGGUCAGCCUGCAGGCGGCUGGUGACAACAGGGUGGAAAAGCGGGAAUCCGGGGAGGGGAGCGGCGAGGAAGGCCCGCCCUCGACCUGCCCGAAGCUCGGCCUCCUCCUCAGGUACAUUCUCGACAGCUGGAAGAAGCGAGAUUUGUCGGAAGACAAAUGA
This is a messenger RNA of Kogia breviceps (pygmy sperm whale), 1368 nucleotides long. It is a transcript of the gene IRGC, whose product is annotated as immunity related GTPase cinema. Gene Ontology annotation, molecular function: GTPase activity; GTP binding. Gene Ontology annotation, cellular component: membrane. The record is from RefSeq and is a predicted model, not a curated record. NCBI's taxonomy places the organism in Eukaryota, Metazoa, Chordata, Mammalia, Artiodactyla, Physeteridae.